AAUAAAUAUUUUGUUUGAGAAAAAAUUUUCACCCUUAUUUAGAUUUAAAACCGCUUAUUUAGCGUCAUAAAAAAUAACGCCAAAAAUUCUACUGUAACAAUAACAUCUAUCGUCAUUAACUUCUCUUUCCCUCCUUAUAACAAUUUGCUUCAAAAGCAAGGCCCCUCACUCUUUCUUGAAUUGGACAAUAACAGCAACAUUUAUGUGCUCCCUCUAAUUCUUCUUCUUUUUCAUUUUUGUUUGAAGUAAAGCUACUGAUUCUUUUUCUCUUCCCGUAGCAUAUUAAGCACUCUUAGUCUUAUCUCGAAAGUAUUUGUUGUGACAUCUUCGAAUCACUUAACCUGUUAAACUCAUAUUGAUCCUGUUAUUUUUUAAUUGAGUUAAUGAGUUCAAUGGAGGGGAAAGGGAGGGUAGUGAAGUUGACAGGUUGCGUAAAGAAUUACGAUUGGGGAAGAGCAGGGAAGGAAUCACGUGUGGCGCGGCUGUAUGCUUGUAAUAGUGGUGACACUGUUGACUUAGAGAAGCCAUAUGCGGAAUUUUGGAUGGGGACUCAUGAUUCUGGGCCUUCAUACGUAGUAGAAGGAGCUGCUGGAGUAUCUGAGAAUGGAUUGGGUAAUAGUGGUGGUAGAGAGAGAAACAAGUUGACAUUGAAGGAAUGGAUUGAAAACAACCCUAUUGUUCUUGGCGAAAAAGUUGUGAACAAGUGGGGUACCAACCUUCCUUUUCUCUUCAAGGUACUAUCUGUUGCAAAAGCUUUAUCCAUACAGGCCCAUCCAGACAAAGAUUUGGCAUCUCGUCUGCAUAGCGAGCUCCCUGAUGUUUAUAAGGAUGAUAAUCACAAACCAGAGAUGGCAUUGGCAUUAACAGAAUUUGAGGCCUUAUGUGGAUUUAUAAGUCUUGAGGAGCUGAAGUUGAUUGUUCAAACUGUGCCUGAGAUUGUCGAAUUGGUGGGUACUGCACGCGCAGAGCAAGUAUUGGAAUUGAAUGAGGAUGGUGGGAAAGAGAAAGGUAAAUUAGUGCUAAAAUCAGCAUUUACUGAGCUGAUGUCAGCAAGCAAGGAUGCGGUUGCUGAAGUGAUAGCCAAGCUGAUUAGUCGCCUAAAUGUUAAAAAUCAGGCAAGGGAGCUGACGGAGAAAGAACAAGUGGUGCUGAGACUUGAGAAGCAGUAUCCAGCUGAUGUUGGUGUCUUGGCUGCAUUCUUGUUAAAUUACGUGAAACUCAAUCCUUGUGAAGCUUUAUAUUUAGGGGCCAAUGAACCUCAUGCUUAUAUAUAUGGCGAUUGUGUUGAAUGCAUGGCAACAUCAGACAACGUGGUACGUGCUGGCCUAACUCCAAAGCACCGGGAUGUUAAAACUCUGUGCUCAAUGCUUACUUAUAGACAGGGUUUUCCUGAAAUUCUGCAGGGUACUGCUGUAAAUCCUCAUGUUAUGAGGUACAUCCCUCCUUUUGAUGAAUUUGAGGUCGACCAUUGUAUUCUCCCCGAACAAUCAACUGCUGAAUUUCCUGCUAUUCCUGGUCCAUCCAUUUUUAUGGUCUUGGAGGGAGAAGGAACCGUGACUACUUCAUCAAACAAGAUUAUUUGUGAAGGUGACGUCUUUUUUGAAGCUGCAAAUACCAGCAUUACUGUUUCAACAUCCGCCGGUUUGCAAUUAUAUAGGACAGGAGUAAAUAGCAGGGUUUUUGAUGAGUGAGUUGUGUACGUAUGGAUAAAAUAGUUCAUCAAGUUACCUCUAUACUAAAGUUGACUGAUCCAACCUUGUAAUAUUAGCCUGUUCAUGUCCUUUUUCAUGCCAUUUCUGUAAAUCAGGUAUACAAAAUAACUAUGAAUAUACUUCUAUAGUUGCCUCAUUAUACCAGUCUAAUAACUAUGAAUAUACUUCUAUAGUUGCCUCAUUA
This is a messenger RNA of Capsicum annuum, 1896 nucleotides long. RefSeq names its product mannose-6-phosphate isomerase 2. The coding region runs from base 384 to 1691 and encodes 435 amino acids. Gene Ontology annotation, molecular function: zinc ion binding; mannose-6-phosphate isomerase activity. The transcript has 5 exons. Gene Ontology annotation, cellular component: cytosol. The record is from RefSeq and is a predicted model, not a curated record. NCBI's taxonomy places the organism in Eukaryota, Viridiplantae, Streptophyta, Magnoliopsida, Solanales, Solanaceae. Gene Ontology annotation, biological process: carbohydrate metabolic process; GDP-mannose biosynthetic process.